This is a messenger RNA of Xenopus laevis (African clawed frog), 2331 nucleotides long. RefSeq names its product paralemmin 3 L homeolog (gene palm3.L). NCBI's taxonomy places the organism in Eukaryota, Metazoa, Chordata, Amphibia, Anura, Pipidae. The record is from RefSeq and is a predicted model, not a curated record. The transcript has 6 exons. Gene Ontology annotation, cellular component: plasma membrane; membrane; nucleus. Gene Ontology annotation, biological process: regulation of cell shape. Bases 200 to 2080 code for a protein of 626 amino acids.
UGUGACUCCCCCUCCCCUUUUCUCUCUCUCUCUUGCACUAACACACUCACAUACACAAACACAGCCUGGUCCUGCACACUGUGUGUAUGUGACACAACAGGGAGGGUGAGAGAGUGACAAGGCAAGGGGGGCUGACCUACUGCUGUCACCGACUCCAGAGGAACAGGGGGAGACCCUUGUCACCUGACUAAGUGUCAGCAUGGGGGAGAGUCAGACAUUCAGCAGGCGCCUUCAUGAAAUCACGGAAAGGCGCAAUAUUCUGUCGGAGGUGGAGCGAAUUCAGAGGGAGCUGGAACAAAAGAGGAUGAGCCUACAGCAACUAAAGAGGAAAUCCCUGCGAGAGCGAUGGCUGAUGGAUGGAGUGGUUCCUUCUCCCGGGGCCGAAAUAGACAGUCCUCUCUUCCAGACAGAGAGUAAAAUACAGCAGCUGGAGAAGGAACUGGAGAGUCUCCAGAUGCAGCAGCUGCGCUUAGAGAACCCUGCAGCAGUGCAGCCUGAGGCAAAAGCAAUUCAGACGCCAUUUCUGAAUGGUGAAAAAAUCCAGCAGGGAGGAGGUCAAGCAGGAGAUGCUAAAGAAGUGACUGCAGGUCAAGCAAAUAACACUCAUGGGAUCAUCCAUGAAGAACAGCCAACAAAGGAAGAUCAAGACAUGGGAACAGUUCUACCCAUACCAGCCCCAAGAGGAAAAACAGUUCCAAAAGAAGAUGAAAACCAAGCAAAUCCAGAGCUGAAGGUGGACAUGGAACACCAGAAGGUUGAAUUAGUUGACCUUAUCCAGGAAUGUCCAGUCGAAAACCAAACUGUAGAACAUGUUGAAAAGAAUAAGCCACAUCUGGACCAAGAACAUACUGAGAAGAAUCAGGAUGGACAACAUGGCAUCCUAGAAUUUCUAACUCAAGAUCAACAGCUUGGAAACCCAAAUCUGCAACACCUGGAUAGAUACUUGAUAACCGAAGUGACUGUUAAACAUUUUGAAAAGAACCAGGCACAUCCGGGCCAAGAAAAGAACCAGGAUGAACAAUAUGGCAUCCUAAAAUAUCUAACUCAAGACCAGCAGAAUGAGAAUCCAAAUCUGGGACAUCUGGAUCAAUACCUGAUAACAGAAAUAACACUUCAAAGUAACCCCUUGGAAAAUAUCUCAGUCCACGACCAAACCCAGAGUACAUCUGAUCAGAACAUGGAGACAAAACUGCCAACUGACAUUCCCCAGCAGAAGGAGAGUCAAAGUGAGGGAAAAAUACAAACCAAAGACCAAGGUCCAGAGUUUGAGUUACUCUACAAAGAUCACAGUCAUGAGAAAGGAACCACUGACCAAACACAACACCAAGAACUCUUACCUUCAUCAAUUGAACCAAAGGAAGAAAAUCCCAAGGCCCAAGAUGAAAAACUUGACCACCACAAUGAAUCUGUAUCAACAGUCCAUGAGCAGAAGGAGGUCCAUGAUAUGGACCCCAGGCAACUGUCAACUCAUCAAAAGUCCUUAAGUAUAUCAGAAGACCAAAAUCAAGGCUCCGUGUCAUUAUCUGAUCCACAAAACCAAGACCAAAGUUUAGCGCUGCCAGAGAAAGGACUUGAAGAAACUCCACAACUAAAUCUGUCCCAUGAAGUUCAAUGUGAGGAGCCAUCUUUGAUGGAACAGAUAUCCAUCUCUCUGCUGCAGUCUAUGGAACAGAACCAAGAAGGUGCUGAUCAGACACCAAAGUCUGUAGCCUUGGAGGAGUUAUCAGAACUGCUGUCCAGCGAUAUGAUAAAGCAGUCAGUACUUCUGUCUAAGAAUCUGGAAGAGAGUCCAUCAACGGCAUCUACAGAAGAGACCCAGGAGACGUUGUGCCAGGCUGUGAUCAUCCCUGACCUGAAGAAGGAAAAUUCGGAUCCAGAAGUCGUGCAGGAAUCCUCCUCCCAUGAGCCAAUGUCCAGCACCAUUGCACAGUCAAGCAGUGCAGAAGGAAACUCCUCCCCUGAAUCCCGACCCCUUCUUCAGAAGUCACAAGGGACUGAUAGCCAACAAGGAGGCAACACAGCAACGCAACAGGAGGAAAGAAGAAAGAAGAAGACAUGCCAGUGCUGUGUAGUAAUGUGAGCUUGCUCUUCAGUAUUAUACAAAAAAAUCAGAUUGAUAUCACAGCCAAUCGAGGGCGACGCUGAGUUCCUGACUCAAUCUGGCAGUUUGUCUGGUUUUUAUGUGCCGGCGAUUUUAUUGUAAGGACUGUUCCAUAAAGAUGGGCACAACUGCUGACAAUCACACAAAACAAACAACAUAACAAAUAUGCAAUAGUAACAGAGGCAAUAACCACCAGUGUAAGAGUAAGAAUAAAAAGUUACUAUAUUUUA